UAUCAAAUUUGCGCGGUAGGAACAGAAAAUCGACAAUGUCCUUAUCCAGACGGCUCUUCCGGUGUGUGACACCUCAAGUCUAAACAUGGCAGCGCCCGCGAGGAGUCUUGUAAGAGUUCUAGCUGGAUGCCAGAGGCUGAAUCUGACAGCUUCCUGUGUUCCAAAGGUGUCGCACAGGGCAGUGGUGCAGCAGACAUAUGUCAGGACAUAUGCAGCAGCAGCGGCAAAGCCCAAACCCAAACCCAAAGCGAAGAAAGCUGAAGAGGAAAAAGACAAGAAGAAGGAAAAACGUGUCAUAGACAACACAGGACGGGCAAAACCGAUAGGCUACACAGCCUGGGAGCCAGUGGACGAUGUGUACAUGCUGAGAUUUUACCCCAAACCUUCCCAUGAGGUCGGAGCGGCCGUGGACAUGCUGAAGGAGUUCCAGAGACUGGAGUUCACCCCCUCAGACCAGGCUGUGAUGCUGGACCUGAGGCUAGACAUGAAACUUGAGAAAAAGAAAAGGGUGGAUCCUUUCGUUAGCACAAUGCAGCUGCCCCACCAGGUGAAGAAGGAAAUCAACAAAAUUGUUCUUUUCACAGAGAAUGCGGAACAGGCCGAACUGGCCCGGGCCAGUGGGGUGGCACACGUCGGUGGGGCGGAGCUCGUACAGAAGAUUUUAGAUGACGAGAUCCAGGCGGACUUCUAUCUGACUGUACCAGAACUGCUUCCCAAAUUGCUGCCUUUAAAAAACAAAUUACGGAAGAAGUUCCCAAAGAGCAAAAGAGGCACUGUUGGAGUAAACGUUCAGAAGAUGCUGAGUCUGUUUUCGACAGGCCAUGAAUAUCUGGUGGAGAGGGAAGUCUACAUCAUCACACAAGUUGCCACGUUGGACAUGCCUCGAGAUCAGAUCCUGGCCAACAUCCAAGCCAUUGUCGACGACGUCUGUUCCCACAAGCCACUCAACUAUGGUCCGUUUAUUGAGAGGAUGAUGCUCAAUAGCCAGACCAGCGAAGCUCUGCUUAUUAAGCACGAAGACCUUCUGCCCAAGCCCAAGGAAGAGGAGCUGUGAUUGUGCACACUGUAAAUGUUGUAAUAUAAUAUAAUAAAUAAAUAAAAAGUUGUGUGUUUCUGGAAACAAUCUCCGUA
This is a messenger RNA of Engraulis encrasicolus (European anchovy), 1131 nucleotides long. RefSeq names its product mitochondrial ribosomal protein L1 (gene mrpl1). NCBI's taxonomy places the organism in Eukaryota, Metazoa, Chordata, Actinopteri, Clupeiformes, Engraulidae. The transcript is spliced from 9 exons. The record is from RefSeq and is a predicted model, not a curated record. The coding region runs from base 86 to 1054 and encodes 322 amino acids.